This is a messenger RNA of Schistocerca piceifrons (Central American locust), 318 nucleotides long. Its product is annotated as dehydrogenase/reductase SDR family member 11-like. The transcript is spliced from 3 exons. NCBI's taxonomy places the organism in Eukaryota, Metazoa, Arthropoda, Insecta, Orthoptera, Acrididae. Bases 1 to 318 code for a protein of 105 amino acids. The record is from RefSeq and is a predicted model, not a curated record.
AUGUGCACAGCUGGAAGAACGGAAUCGUGGAGGCGCAUGUGGGACCUCAGUGUGCUGGGUCUGAGCAUCUGCACCAGGGAGGCGAUCCAGGACAUGAUCAGCAGAGGCGUCGACAAAGACUUCAUCAUCCACAUCAACGGGCUAUGGGGCCACAACCCACCGCCCAGCAGCCAGGCGUCCAUGUCCGGAGCCACAAAGCAGGCUGUGACGGCGCUGCUCGAAGGCUUGAGGAAGGACCUCGUCGCCAGGAAGAGCUGCAUCCGAGUAGGGUUAUGUUAUUUGGAUAUGGAAUACGUGUCUCUUAAUAAUCUUGCUUGA